CUCUGAUAUUUCAUUUCCGGUAGAAAUCACCCCCCCACAUGAGAUCGCAAUCCGUGUAAAAUGAAUGCCCCUCCAACUUUUGAAACAUUUCUCCUCUUUGACGGAGAAAAGAAAAUCAAUAUUGAAAAAGACACCAAGGUUCCAAAUGCAGCUCUCUUCACAGUGAACAAAGAAGAUCAUACCUUAGGCAAUAUGAUCACUGCUCAGUUACGUAAAGAUCCCCAGGUCCUGUUUGCUGGCUAUAAAAACCCUCAUCCUUUGGAACACAAAUUUGUGGUGAGGAUUCAAACCACAGCAGAGUACAGUCCUCAGGAAGCCAUUACAAAUGCCAUCACCGAUCUCAUUUCUGAAUUUUCACUUUUAGAAGAACGCUUCAGGGAAGCUGUUCGAGAACUGAAAGAAGGAGACAUAUGAAAAUGUUAGACAGACUGACUGGAAGCAUGCAUGGGAACCAAAUCGAAAGAAAGAAUAAUAAAAAAUAGACAGAAGUAGUGUAUCUGAGUGAGAAAGAUGGAAAGAAAGAAAGAGAGAAUGUGUUCACAAAAUCACCUGUAAAUAUUUACCAUUACAUCUUACAUUUAA
Pecten maximus is the source of this 582-nucleotide messenger RNA. Its product is annotated as DNA-directed RNA polymerase II subunit RPB11-a-like. The transcript is spliced from 4 exons. Gene Ontology annotation, biological process: transcription by RNA polymerase II. Bases 61 to 414 code for a protein of 117 amino acids. Gene Ontology annotation, molecular function: DNA binding; protein dimerization activity. Gene Ontology annotation, cellular component: RNA polymerase II, core complex. The record is from RefSeq and is a predicted model, not a curated record. NCBI's taxonomy places the organism in Eukaryota, Metazoa, Mollusca, Bivalvia, Pectinida, Pectinidae.